AUGUUUUCAUCUCACAGGUUAUGGCUUUGUUUGUGAAACUGGAAAACACAAAUAACGUGUGUUUAAAGUUCAGGUGUAACCACUUGCACUCACAGCACGUCCUGUUCCUAGUUUGUCUGUAUUCUUGGCGGGUCGACUGAUGAAAUAAUUCUGGAUCCAUACCCAACCUUAUUAUUCUUGCUCAAUUGAAGAUUAUGGGCACGUGAAAAGUUGAGCAGCUGGUUAGCCGGGGCUCGUCACCGCGUCACGCAGCGUCUCCGCUCUGAUUGGUCCGCUCUUGUGCAACUGUGCAGCCGUAUAAACUCAGCAGUUUGAAGGAGUUGGCUGUAUCUCCUGCGCCGGUCUCAGUGGGUGGAAAGUCUACUGAGUUAAGGGAGGGAAAGGCUUCACCAGUUUCUGCACGCUUGUCUCGCAGUGUGAUUUAGAGAUGCAGAGCUGCGCCAAGUCCUGGGGGGUCUUUUUGGCCAAGUCGGUGAAUCCCGGCGCACCGCGCAGGCAUUUGAGCGAUAAGAGCCGCGUGGUUUGGAAACUUCAGUGCAAGAUCCGAAACAGCUGCGCAUCCCUAACAACAUCAGCCCGGGCUCUGAGGACCUCUGCAGCCGUCUCCUCCAGGCAGAUAGAAAGGAUUUUACCCAGACAUGAUGAUUUUGCUGAGCGCCACAUCGGUCCAGGUGAGAAGGAGAAGAGAGACAUGCUGGAUGUUCUGGGACUCGAGUCAGUCGACCAGUUGAUUGAAAACACAGUACCAUCUUCUAUCCGUCUGCAGAGGAGCUUGAAGAUGGAUGAUCCAGUCUGUGAGAAUGAAGUUCUGGAGUCCCUUCAAAAGAUUGCAUCAAAAAACAAAGUAUGGAGGUCUUACAUCGGCAUGGGUUACUACAACUGCUCCGUACCGCCGCCCAUCCAGCGCAACCUCCUGGAGAAUGCAGGCUGGGUCACUCAGUACACCCCUUACCAGCCUGAGGUCGCUCAGGGUCGCCUGGAGUCUCUUCUCAACUACCAGACCAUGAUCUGUGACAUCACAGGCAUGCCUGUGGCUAACGCCUCUCUGCUUGAUGAGGGAACUGCUGCUGCUGAGGCCAUGCAGCUCUGUCACAGACAAAACAAAAGAAGAACCUUCUACGUUGACCCACGCUGCCAUCCCCAGACUAUUGCUGUAGUGCAGACCAGAGCUAACUAUAUUGGGGUAAAAACGAUUCUAAAGCUGCCUCAUGAGAUGGACUUCAGUGGACAAGAUGUGAGCGGUGUGCUGUUUCAAUAUCCAGACACUGAUGGCAGAGUGGAAGACUUCACUGCGCUCGUAGAUCGAGCACACAAGGGCGGGGCCCUGGCUUGCUGUGCCACAGACCUAUUGGCACUGUGUGUGCUACGUCCCCCUGGAGAAUUUGGUGUUGAUAUCGCACUGGGCAGUUCCCAGCGGUUUGGGGUUCCUCUUUGCUACGGCGGUCCACAUGCUGCCUUUUUUGCGGUUAGAGAAAACCUGGUCCGGAUGAUGCCUGGCAGAAUGGUUGGAGUCACAAAAGAUGCAGCUGGUAAAGAAGUGUAUCGUCUUGCACUGCAGACCAGAGAGCAGCACAUCCGCAGAGAUAAGGCAACCAGCAACAUUUGCACUGCGCAGGCUCUGCUGGCCAAUAUGGCUGCUAUGUAUGCACUGUAUCAUGGCCCCCAGGGACUAAAACACAUUGCGAAGAGGACACAUGGUGCUGCUUUGAUCCUUGCAGAAGGUCUGAAGAGAGCGGGACACCGGCUGCAGAGCGAAAUGUUCUUUGACACACUAAAGAUCAGCUGUAGCGUGGCUGCCAAAGAUAUCCUGGAGAGAGCUGAGCAGAGGAAGAUAAACCUGCGAGUCUACGCCGAUGGAGUGUUGGGCGUCUCUCUCGAUGAAACGGUGACUGAGAGGGAUUUGGAUGACUUGCUCUGGGUCUUUGGCUGUGAAUCUUCUGCUGAGCUGAUAGCUGAAAAGAUGGGCGAGCGGGUGAAGGGGAUCAUGGGAAGUCCUUUCAAGAGGACAAGCAAAUACCUUACACACCAGGUCUUCAACAGUUACCAUUCUGAGACCAACAUUGUGAGAUAUAUGAAGCGUCUGGAGAAUAAGGACCUCUCCUUAGUCCACAGCAUGAUACCCCUGGGCUCCUGUACCAUGAAGCUAAACAGCUCAUCAGAGCUCAUGCCCAUCACAUGGAGGGAGUUUGCCAACAUCCAUCCUUUCGUGCCCCUGGAUCAGGCAGAGGGCUACCAGAAACUCUUCAGACAGCUGGAGAAAGACCUCUGUGAGGUGACAGGCUAUGACAAGAUCUCGUUCCAGCCAAACAGUGGUGCUCAGGGAGAAUAUGCAGGCCUGGCUGCCAUAAAAGCCUACCUGAACUCAAAGGGGGAGAGUUCAAGAAGUGUUUGUCUAAUCCCCAAGUCUGCACACGGGACCAACCCAGCAAGCGCUCAGAUGGCAGGAAUGAAGGUUCAAGUGGUGGAGGUGGAUAAGGAUGGCAACAUCGAUCUGUCUCACCUGAAGGCCCUGGUGGACAAACACAAGGCAAACCUGGCAGCCAUGAUGAUCACCUACCCCUCCACCUUUGGUGUGUUUGAAGAGCAUGUCGGAGACGUUUGUGACCUUAUUCACAAAAACGGUGGCCAAGUGUACCUGGAUGGCGCCAACAUGAAUGCCCAGGUUGGCUUGUGUCGUCCUGGAGAUUACGGGUCGGAUGUUUCUCACCUAAACCUGCACAAAACCUUCUGCAUCCCUCACGGUGGAGGAGGGCCCGGCAUGGGGCCAAUUGGAGUGAAGGCGCACCUUGCCCCCUUCUUACCGAGCCACCCGGUGGUUUCCAUGCAGUCAGUGAACAUCAGCAGCUCACUGGGCACCAUCAGCGCAGCUCCCUGGGGCUCCAGUGCCAUCCUGCCAAUCUCCUGGGCUUACAUUAAGAUGAUGGGAUCCAGGGGACUGCGGCACGCUACAGAAGUGGCCAUCCUUAAUGCCAACUACAUGGCCAAGAGGCUGGAAGGUCACUAUAAAAUCCUUUACAGAGGCAGGAAAGGUUUUGUAGCCCAUGAGUUCAUUCUGGACGUGAGGCCAUUCAAGAAGACUGCUAAUAUUGAGGCUGUUGACGUGGCCAAGAGGCUGCAGGAUUAUGGUUUCCAUGCACCCACUAUGUCUUGGCCAGUGGCAGGCACUCUUAUGAUUGAGCCUACAGAAUCGGAAGACAAGGCUGAGAUGGACCGUUUCUGCGACGCCCUGCUAGCCAUCAGACAGGAGAUCGCAGAAAUCGAGGAGGGAAGGAUGGACUCGCGCAUCAACCCACUUAAGAUGGCCCCUCACUCUUUGGCGUGCAUCUCAACAUCCAGCUGGGACAGACCCUACUCCAGGGAGUGUGCUGCCUUCCCCUUGCCCUUCAUAAAACCUGAGACCAAAUUCUGGCCAAGCAUCUCCAGGAUCGAUGACAUCUAUGGCGACCAGAACCUCAUGUGCACCUGCCCACCCAUGGAGGUGUAUGAGUCUCCAUAUGAGGAGAAGAGAGCCUCCUCCUAGAUACUCUCUGUGGCUCAGUCCCAUUGUCCAGCCAGCACACAAAACCUCCAAUUUUAAACAUCUGUGAUUUUUAUAGAAGUUCUAUAUAGUGGUAAAUUUCCUCAAAACCUGCACUAGGGUUCUGAAAUCUCCAGGGAGACCCUCGAGUAUCAGAUUUUUAACAGUGAAGCAGAUCUGAGCUGCCGCUGAUGUAACGGGUGGAAAAGAGUGCGAGGUGGAUGAUGGGACUGGCCUCUCUCUGACUGCACCCUUUUUGUGGGGUUGUAGGCUUUUGCCCUGACUUGAACUACUCAAAUUGACCAAAGGUGUGACUUAUUGCUAUUCCAAGCUUGCAAAAAUAAGCGCACCAUUCAACACAGAGGCCGCUCCAUAGCCCACCUCUGAAAUGCUGUACUUUAAGCCAAGUGCAGAUAAUGUGACAUCUGUAAUUGCUCUUGGUGCCUCUGUUCUGUGUAAAAUAGCUGCUUUCAUUUCAACUUUUUUUUUUUUUUUUUUAAACUGUCAGUAUAGGAGUAAUUAAGCCUUUUUUGUAACACUUUAUAAUAACCAUCAAUUGAAUGAUUAAUUGAUAAUUAAACUUUAUGAUUCUGUUAAGCUGUGAACUUAACAUGUAUGUAAACAGUCAUCUGGAUGGCAAUUGUAAAGUCUGAAAUGUUUAUACUAGUUGUUUUACAGAGUAAGUAGGCAAGUGAGAUGUCGAUGGAGUAAACGCUGUAGACUGUAAAUAUGGAGGUCGUACAUUUUCCUGCUUCACUGGCAAUUUGGUUUUGUUUUCAGCAUCUCCAACAUCCUGGUUUUUGCUUUGCUGGCAGUUUGGUUCAGUUUAAGCACCAAACGCGCACCAGCGGGUUUGAUUAAACAGCAGUAUUUUAUGAUUAAUUUGUGUGAUAAAUAAAAGAAUCUUGUAAAUAACAGCCAUUACGUUGUUUGAUGGUAAGUUAAUUAAACAUUACACAAUAUCAGGUCACAAGUGAUGGUUAUUUUAAGGUGUUACUUUUUUGUGAAUAUAUCUCUUUUAUUUGAAAAUGUUUUUAAUGUAGUAACCAAGUAGGUAGUCCUAAUUUAAAAUCAGUUUUUCUAAUCUAAAGUAUUUGUCUGUAGGAAAAAUGAAUGUAUUAAAAGCAUUCUCUCCAAAGUG
Messenger RNA from Haplochromis burtoni (Burton's mouthbrooder), 4658 nucleotides. RefSeq names its product glycine dehydrogenase (decarboxylating) (gene gldc). The transcript has 25 exons. The record is from RefSeq and is a predicted model, not a curated record. Gene Ontology annotation, molecular function: pyridoxal phosphate binding; glycine dehydrogenase (decarboxylating) activity; glycine binding. Gene Ontology annotation, biological process: glycine decarboxylation via glycine cleavage system. Bases 428 to 3520 code for a protein of 1030 amino acids. Gene Ontology annotation, cellular component: mitochondrion; glycine cleavage complex. Lineage: Eukaryota; Metazoa; Chordata; Actinopteri; Cichliformes; Cichlidae.